AUGAGUGAGCUGGGCACACACAAGGCCAGCGAAGGUACCGUUUCUCGCCUGCUCAAUGUGGUGGAAAGUGAGCUUCAGGCUGGGAGGGAAAAAGGUGACCCUACAGAGAAGCAACUUCAGAUCAUCCUGGAGGAUGCAGCCCUGUGGCAGCGAUUCAAAGAAGUCACUAAUGAAAUGAUCGUGACCAAGAAUGGCAGACGGAUGUUCCCUGUCCUGAAAAUUAGUGUCACAGGACUGGACCCCAACGCCAUGUACUCCCUCCUGUUGGACUUUGUCCCUACGGAUGGUCACCGCUGGAAGUACGUCAAUGGGGAGUGGGUGCCUGCAGGCAAGCCAGAGGUCUCCAGCCACAGCUGCGUCUACAUCCACCCGGACUCCCCCAACUUUGGGGCCCACUGGAUGAAGGCUCCCAUCUCCUUCAGCAAAGUGAAGCUGACCAACAAGCUGAACGGAGGUGGGCAGAUAAUGCUGAAUUCUCUGCAUAAAUACGAACCCCAGGUUCACAUAGUGCGCGUGGGAGGUGCCCACCGCAUGGUAAUGAACUGCUCUUUCCCUGAAACCCAGUUCAUAGCUGUGACUGCCUAUCAGAACGAGGAGAUCACAGCUCUCAAAAUCAAGUACAACCCUUUUGCCAAGGCCUUCUUGGAUGCCAAGGAAAGAAACCACCUAAAAGACAUUCCAGAGGCUGUUGCUGAGGGCCAGCAUGUGGCCUAUUCUCACUUGGGAGGCUGGAUCUUCUCCAACCCGGAUGGUGUGUGCACAGCGGGAAACAGCAACUACCAGUACGCAGCUCCUCUGCCCCUGCCUGCCCCCCACACUCACCAUGGCUGCGAGCACUACUCUGGCCUCCGAGGACACCGGCAGGUGCCCUACCCCUCUGCCUACGUGCACAGAAACCAUUCUCCCUCAGUGAACUUGAUAGAAAGUUCAAGCAGCAAUCUGCAAGUCUUCUCAGGACCUGACAGCUGGAAUUCCUUGUCCUCCACUCCCCACGCCAGCAUCCUGUCUGUACCCCACACCAAUGGACCAAUCAACCCAGGGCCCAGCCCCUACCCAUGCCUGUGGACGAUCAGCAAUGGAGGCGGAGGUCCUGCAGGCUCGGCCGCGGAGGUCCAUGCCAGCGGCGCUGGGGCGUUUCUCCUGGGAAACCCAGCCGUGACUUCGCCCCCCUCAGGGCUGCCCACGCAGGCGGCCGCUUCGGCAGGUGUGGAGGUCCUGGGAGAGCCCGCGCUCACCAGCAUUGCGGUGUCCACCUGGACGGCGGUGGCCUCGCAUCCCUUCCCAGGCUGGGGUGGCCCGGGUGGGGCUGGGCGCCACUCUCCCUCCCCUUUGGACAGUUAGGAAGGAUCCGAGGAGCCCCUGUUGGCGGAGGACCCCGGAUGUGUGUAGUCUGAGAAACCCCAUCUGCCGACUCCAGCGCCUCCAGGUCAGCGUGUCCUGGAAGUCCUCCCCGAGAUAGGCUGGUGUGGAGGAUGCGAAGCACAUCUCCCCUCCACUUUCCUUUGCACUCGCAUGUUCUCUAGGCUUCUCCUUGCUGCACUUAGGCGACGAAAAUCCACCAAAUCACUUCUUGGUUCCCUGCCCCUUACCUGCAAGUGGUUGCUGAAAGCCUCCCUUCCUUUUCUCUGGAAGUGGUGUGAAGCUGUGAGCUCAGAGUUCACCCAGCAAGGCCACUCUGUCCUGUUUUGUGCAGCCCUGGAAAGUGUGUGGCCACGGGGCCUGGGCUGGCUUCUGCUCUGGGACUGAGACAGAUGUGAGCCUGCACAGUGGAUGAGAAGAUGUAGCAGAUCCUGUGCUACGGCGGUGUGCGUGGAACUGAGGAGAUGAGCCCGCAUCACUCCCCUGCUCAGACACCCGAAGCAGCUCCCCAUUGCCUGCAGAUCUGCUUCUACUAAGGAGAUUCUGGCUCUCACCCUUUUUCCAGCCUUGGUUCCCUCUGUCAGCCUCUACUUCCUGUUCCACCAAAGCGUUUGUGUUCACUGCCCUUUCCUUCUGGACGCCUCCCCUGUGCCUGGGGGUCCCUCUCUCCCCAGUUCACCUGUGUGGCCCCCCUCCCCACCCGGGGUCCCUGCGAACUGCACUUCCGUUGUGAAUCAUCGGAGCUGGCGAAUUUCACCUUUCCCCAGCGCCUGCUCUCCCUGCUCUAUCUCAGAGCUCACCUCCCUCUGUUUUGAGUUUUUGUUACCUGUGAGGUUGCCGCUCCCCACCAGACUGUGAGCCUCUCAAGGGGGAGGCCUGGCCUUCCCGUCUUUGCGCCCUUCAACACUCUGCACUGUGCCUUGCCUGUUGUAGGUGCCCAAUAAAUGUUUGCUGAGCUGAAUUGAA
Molecule: messenger RNA, 2325 nt
Organism: Heterocephalus glaber (naked mole-rat)
Lineage: Eukaryota; Metazoa; Chordata; Mammalia; Rodentia; Bathyergidae
Gene: Tbx19
Product: T-box transcription factor 19
Biological process (GO): regulation of transcription by RNA polymerase II; cell fate specification; heart morphogenesis
Cellular component (GO): chromatin; nucleus
Molecular function (GO): DNA-binding transcription factor activity, RNA polymerase II-specific; RNA polymerase II cis-regulatory region sequence-specific DNA binding
Source: RefSeq, a predicted model, not a curated record